Colletotrichum aenigma is the source of this 657-nucleotide messenger RNA. RefSeq lists its product as uncharacterized. NCBI's taxonomy places the organism in Eukaryota, Fungi, Ascomycota, Sordariomycetes, Glomerellales, Glomerellaceae. The record is from RefSeq and is a predicted model, not a curated record. The transcript is spliced from 2 exons. Bases 1 to 657 code for a protein of 218 amino acids.
AUGGUCACAGGUUCAGAUGACUUCCCGCUGCUAUUUCGCUUACUUGAGUCCGCACUCGAAGCCAUCGGGGGAGAAGACAGCCUGGGCGAAGAUGAGCUGUCACGUUUUAUCGUCCGCCAAGUUCACAAAAUGCGGGUAUACGCUGCACCGCUGAUCAAUGAGCAGUGGGGUAUCACAACACUGAGCACUCGCCAGAACAUCACGCAGGCGUUUGAAUGCAUCAGGCACUGCUCUCAGCAUCAGCCAGAGCACUAUCCGAUUACGUCGUUGGUCAUGAGUCUCAUCCAGCAAUCCUACGACAUAUAUCUCGACCAAGCGCGUCGCGAUAUACUGUCGGUAGCUUCCGUUAGCGACGGCUUUCCACAGUUCGCCGAGUCUAUCUGCCGAGUUCAACGAUUCAAGGAGACGUUUGAAUCUUUCCCUGCUGACUCGCCCGGUAAACAAGUCCUCAUCUGGGCAACCUUUAUGGCGGCUUCCGACAGUGUUCUGGAAGAGCAUAAAUCAUUCUUCCGGGAGGUAUUCGCAUCUUUCUACAAGCGCAGCGGCUUUGAGAAUCUUCGCAAAGGCAUGGAUCAACUUGAACGAGUCUGGAAAAGAAGAACACUGGGCGAUCGAUGGAUCUCACUACUACCACAAGCUAAAGUAUUCAUCAUGUGA